Thunnus maccoyii (southern bluefin tuna) is the source of this 616-nucleotide messenger RNA. RefSeq names its product troponin I, slow skeletal muscle-like. The coding region runs from base 1 to 498 and encodes 165 amino acids. The record is from RefSeq and is a predicted model, not a curated record. Gene Ontology annotation, cellular component: troponin complex. NCBI's taxonomy places the organism in Eukaryota, Metazoa, Chordata, Actinopteri, Scombriformes, Scombridae. Gene Ontology annotation, biological process: muscle contraction. The transcript has 6 exons.
AUGUCUGAGGCACCAACUAAACUGCUGAAAACAGCAGCUGUGAUGUUGGAGAAAGAGAAGAAGGACAAGAAGCAGGAGAGAGAAGCUACUUUGAGUGAGAGAGUCCCUUCACUUCAGCUGUCUGGUUUGUCCAUGCAGGAACUUCAGGCUCUGUGCAGAGAACUGCACCAUAAAAUUGAUGUGGUAGAUGAAGAGCGUUACGACAUUGAAUCCAAGGUGGCAAAGAAUAACAAGGAGAUCGAAAAUUUGUCUCUUAAAAUCAUUGAGCUGAAGGGUAAGAUGAAGCGACCUGCUCUCAAGAGGGUGAAGAUCUCAGCUGACGCCAUGUUGGGCGCUCUGCUGGGCUCGAAGGUCAAAGAGUCUGUGGACUUCAAGGCCAACCUGAAGACUGUGAAGAAGGAGGAGGAGAAGAAAGAGGAAGUGACUGACUGGCGUAAGAACGUGGAGGCCAUGUCUGGUAUGGAGGGCAGGAAGAAGCUGUUUGAUGCCGGACAGUAGAUUUGUAUUCAUGGACAUUUUAAACUGCUUUAAUAGAUCUAAUGUAAUUGUAGUGAAAGAGAAACUAGAGAAAAAUUAGGUUAAUGUUACGACACACAACUAGCAAACCCACAGUGUA